Didymodactylos carnosus is the source of this 987-nucleotide messenger RNA. The record is from the annotation of a GenBank genome assembly. Lineage: Eukaryota; Metazoa; Rotifera; Eurotatoria; Philodinida; Philodinidae.
AUGCAUCGUUUUCAUUAUCUGUUUCUGAUAGUGGUUGUGUUAUACCUUUUAUCUUGUUCAACAUCAAAUGGCAAUAGUCUAUCAUGUAUUCCGAAUACAAAUUGUUCAUGUUAUUUCGAAGAGACAUCCUUUAUUUUAAGUGAUUGUGAUUAUGCAUUACCCGAUUUACCUAUUCCUAAAAACGUUGAACAGUUAACAAAAAUUAUUGUUCAAAAAGGUUUAACUCGUUUACCACAUAAACUAUGUUCGUAUAAAAAUGUUCAAUCAUUGGAUCUUAGUGAAUCAUAUUUUGAAAUAAUAACCGAUUUAACAUGUUUACAUCAAUUAAAAUAUUUAAAUAUAAGUUCAUGUAAAAUUCGAUGGAUUAAUCAUAAUGCUUUGAAUAAUUUAAAUGAACUGAAAACAAUUGAUUUAUCACAAAAUCAACUUGUAAAACUUAAUUGUAGUCUAUUCAAAUCAUUGACAAAUUUAGUAUCAUUAAAUCUAAGUUCUUGUAAAUUAGAACAAUUAACAAAUUUUGACUUAUUAUUAUCAUUGUCUCACUUACGUACUAUUGAUCUAACACACAAUGAAUUAUUAACUAUUGAUUCAAUUUCAACAAGAACAUGGCUUCAUUUAACUUCAAAAUGGUUCAAUUCAUGGGAAAAUUCUCUCGCCAUUAAUACAUCAAUAUCAUUUACAACAUUUUUUCACAAUAAAAAUGAUAUUGAUCAAUCAGAUAUAAAAAAUAUUAUAAAAAAAUUAUCGCGUUCAAUAUUCUCAAAUUCAUCUUCGUUAUGUAAUUGUCGUGACAUGUUCACAUAUCAACGUAUUUUUAAUAACAUACGACUGGAAUCUAAUAAAACAAAAGCAUUUAUCAAAGAUCGACCAUUAUUUCGGGCAAUGUGUUCCAUUACAACUGGUGAACGUCUCUAUUUAUUUAACAUUAAGAAUUAUAAACAAUAUUGUUUACCAACAACAACCUCAACAAUGGUAAGUAUGUUCUAA